AUAUCACCAGGUAUCACCUACUAUGUUUAAGGGAUUGUCAUGCAGAAAAAGGCAUGUUUUCGUUACUGCUUGCAGCCCUUUGAUGAUGAUUAUCGUAGCCAUCAUGGGUGCCUUCAUCCUUGCAGAAAAAAUAUAUCUUGGAGGGGUCAUUGGAGCUAUUCUAAUAGUAAUGGGACUCUACUCGGUUCUAUGGGGAAAGCACAAGGAGAACAAAGAGAAAGAGGCAGAGAUAACCAUUGAGUUAUUGAAGUGUUGUUCAGAAAAUGGGAUGACGUUGGAGACUGUGGUAGAAGAUGCUGAAACAAACAACGACAUUGACAUGCAAAAGGGUGAAGCCUCAAGAGAGUUAAGGGUAGCCAUUGUUGUUCCAAAAGUUUAAAGUGGUUAAGAUUAGAAAGGAAAAGGAUGAAUAAUAAUAGAGGCUGCAAUGAAAAAAGGAGUCUUUAAUUGAGAG
Glycine soja is the source of this 454-nucleotide messenger RNA. RefSeq names its product WAT1-related protein At5g07050-like. The coding region runs from base 23 to 379 and encodes 118 amino acids. Lineage: Eukaryota; Viridiplantae; Streptophyta; Magnoliopsida; Fabales; Fabaceae. Gene Ontology annotation, molecular function: transmembrane transporter activity. Gene Ontology annotation, cellular component: plasma membrane. The transcript is spliced from 2 exons. The record is from RefSeq and is a predicted model, not a curated record.